AAAUAGGUAAUUUUUGUUUUUCGCACUCAACUUAUUACCACUGAUUAAGACACAUAUCAUUUUAAUACGUUUCAAUACAACGACUUAGAACUGGUUGAAUAAAUGUUUUAUAACUCAGACUAGGUUAACGUUUUCGGAAAAAAUCAAAACAAAUAGGCCUUUGUAAAACAACCAUCAAUUUAUUGAAAACACUUGAACAAUCUACAAUUUAUUUUUUAUUGAAUUAGAUAUGUAGUUUUUUUUCCAAGUGGAUCUAUAUAGUAUUCUGUAUUUGACAAUAAUUACUCAUUAAAUUCAUUUCGUAUUUUAAGACAAUUUUUGAAAGUAUUUCGCCAAUUCCUGAUUUACACUAUUGUUGUUAUUUAUGUUGUACGAUGCAUGUGCGUGUACAAAGACACUUCUUGAAAACAAUUUCACAUACUUACACGCUUCACGUUUAUUGGCUCUGUAUUUUGUACAAACUAUACGUUGUGAACGUGUAUCAUAUUAGUUAUUUUAGUUAUAAAAACGCUGGCUGUAAAUCAGGGAAUGUCCGGCUCAUGGACAUACUGCAUGAAGGACGACGAGAGGACAUAUUCUUGCGGCGGACUGUCGGACCAGGACACCGGGCGGCCACCAAGCCACCCCUGCGGGGGUUCUUGUUGGGCCUUGACGACGGUGCGAGGUGCACUACAACAAGCGGCCGACCCGAGCCAGCAGUACUCUUGGCGGAGCGAGAGGAGGAUGCUCUGGUGCUCAACGGCGGUUACUGCAGUGGCAUACAGCGGCGACAGCAGCCUGCACGGGAUCAGCAUCCGUCAAGUAGAGGACGAGUCUAGAAAUCCGCCUUUGCCGGAGGACCACCACACCACCAUGGAAAUGCUGCCCGCGUCCGUGAAACCGACCCGCCAGUGUUCGUUCUGGGGGCAGGCAGGCUGUCGGCCGGGCGGCUCGGACUAGAAAGCUUCUGGCUGCAGAUCGAGGUGUGCGGGCCGUGCGUGCCGGACCCGCGGAGAUGGUGACACGAGGAAGAGGAGGAAGAACUUUUGGAGGUGACAAUGAAACUGAUCGAAUGGGGUAAGAAGUUUGACGGCGACGGCAGUUCCGAGAAGUGCGAUAAGGGUUCGAAAAUUCCGGCGAGCAUAUAUCAAUAAUUGGAAGCUCG
Acyrthosiphon pisum (pea aphid) is the source of this 1144-nucleotide messenger RNA. RefSeq lists its product as uncharacterized. NCBI's taxonomy places the organism in Eukaryota, Metazoa, Arthropoda, Insecta, Hemiptera, Aphididae. The coding region runs from base 529 to 939 and encodes 136 amino acids. The record is from RefSeq and is a predicted model, not a curated record. The transcript is spliced from 2 exons.